AGCGAGUUGGAUCAGUCACACGAGUCCCUCCGAGCAGGGCGGUCGCGUCGCAACAACUUUCCAACUUGCUGUUACGUCAUACGAGGGUGAUUCGAGUGUUAGAUUCAGUGGGAUGGUGUUUCGAUGAUAGUGAAAUGGUGCGUAGACGCGGAGUUUGUCGUGUAUCGUCGGGCCAACUGUGCGCCGCGCUGUUAUGGCUGCUCACCUGUAUACAUGGUCUAAACGCAGUGAAAAUAGUGAAAGUGGUGGUACCAGAAAUAAUACAAUAUGGUGUCCAGGACGCUGUCAUAUUAGACUGUGAUUACACUUAUGGUAAUGAGACCUCAGGUUUAAUGGUAAAAUGGUUCUUCAAGAACAAAGCAAGACCUGUGUACCAGUGGAUAGCGUCUCAAAAGCCUCAAGAUAUGGGGAUCUUGAGGGGUCGGGUGGACCUUACGUAUAGGGCCUCUAACGACCCUUUGAAAAUGCAUCGAGCAUUGCGUAUUGUUAAGCCAAACACAGACAUUUCUGGUGACUACACGUGUGUUGUGUCCACGUUCAUGGAAGAAGAUUCUAGAACGAAACAGAUGAUUGUUUUCGUGCCGGAGACGAACUUCCGGCUGAUCCAAAACAAAACGGAUGACGACACGGUCAACGUCAUCUGUGCUGCGGACGGCGCGUUUCCUGCGCCAAACCUCACGCUCGCCACGCCGGAGAGGCGUCUGGACGGCGUGUCUCAUAACCUGAAGCUGGUGAACGGCAGAUACUCAGCAGUGGCCUUCGUGACCCUCAACGAUGCCGACCUGCCGUCUCCAGCAGAAUUCAUCUGCACCUUGAGGAUAUCGCAGGCCAAAUACGCUGUAAGGAAAGAAGCUAUUUAUUAUCCAGGUCCUAUAAGCACAACUCCCGAGAUGCCCACAGCAGCUGAUAUGCAACUGGCAGCUGCGGUUGGCUCGAAAGGAGCAAAUCUGUACAUCGCACUCAGCACAGUCUUGCUGCCGGCUCUCGCUCAAAUGUUCGCCUCAUAAAAUAUGUCGGAAGAUAAGAAAGAAGAGAAAAUAUGAAACACCUAAUAAAACGCGUCUCGUUUGUUGAAGGGUAGUUUCCUUUUUUGUGACAAACCUAAUAUGGCGUGUAGUUGGCAUGUGAAAAUUGAUAUUUUUUUUCUAAAUUGUGUUUCAGAAUAGAAUCAACACCAAUGUUAAACACAAGUUGUAUGUUGCAACUUAGUUAUGUUUGAACUCAGUUUCACGGUUUAGAAUUUAAAUUUUAAUUAUCAUAACAUUUCGAUAUAAUUGGCAAUGCAACAUUACUAGGAAAUGGAAAUUCACAAUUUAACUAAAUCGACAAUUGUGCAAAUGUAAUAAACCGCAAUUUAAACGCUGCCAAUUUGAGUAACACUGUUUGGACUUUAUUUGAAGCGAUUAAUGGAAUCCGUACGGAUUAACUGGGUCAUUAUAGAAAGCGAAUUAUACUGCAGUACAUAACUUGUUAAUAGCUAACGAUAUUAUUUUACUUAUCAGUCCACUAACAGAUGGAGGUCUUACUCUUUUUUAAUUGGCCUUCAUAACCCAACACCGUAGAUUAACUGAUCUACUAUAACCUGGUGAGGUGCUUCUGGACUACUUGAGAUGUAACUGGGAGACGAAACAUUAUUUGAUAUUGCACUGGAUAAUUUUUAGAUUUUAAAACAAUUUUCUAUAAUAAUUUUCAGUAGGUAAUACAAAGAGAGAUCCUUAAAAAGCAUUAGUAAAUUGAAUAGACCCGGAUCCGGUAAUUGGAUAAUAAUGAUAACAUUGUGCUAUAUUGAGAAAAAUCUCGAUGCCAAACGGUUUUGAUAUAUUUCUUUCAUUUUCUUUUAAAAUUCUAACUAGUCCACAUAAUAUACGCUUGAAUUUUCCACAAUAAAAGUUACGUUUGGUGAUUCAAAUAUCUAGGUUUAAUGUUUUUAAAACUUCAUUGUAAUAUCCAGCUUUGUAUUCUUCUAUUAAUCAUGUAAAUAUCACAACGGAUUUUAGUUUAAAAUUACGUAUAGUCACAACAUCCAAAGCGAGCCAAUUUUAACAACAAAUAGGUGUCACAAAAAAUGAACAGACACUAAGUUUUAUAAAUGUCAUGCAAAUAAAAAAAAUAGCUUUAUGUGUACUAAAUAUAAGAGGAAAUGCGUGUUGGAAGCUAAUCUUAUAUAAAAUUAGCUAUCGAAAUGUACAGUAUGGGGUUUCACGUUCGAAAUUAUUUUUCUUAAUAAAACCAAUGAUAGAAUAAUGUGUAUAUAUCUUUCGUGGAAAGAAUUUGUACAGACGUUUUGUUGUAGUUGUGUGGUCACGGGCCUAAGAUUGUAGUGUGCUGCAAGCAAAACUUUUAUGGCACAUGAUAACGAUUUCCUUAAAGCUAUCAACCUUUUUUGAUCGGUGUAGGACUCUACGGUAGAUAAUUUUUCAGAAUACUUUUUAAUUAAACUUUUCAUUAUUAAAAUAAAAAGGUAGGAUUUUAUUCGUAGAACUCCAUUUGACUUAUUAUAUUUCUUUUAUUGAGAUCAAUUGAUAUUAUUUUAAUUUACUUUGAUGUCGCAGCCAUACAAGUUUUGCUUUAAAUUAUUUCGCAAAUGUUAAUGAUUGGACAUUUUCAAAAACUAUUUUUCAAACGUUCCAUUUAGGUAGCACAUGUAUAGUUUAUUUUACUAAUAAAAUAUUAUAUUAAUUUGUAAAGCAUUUGAUGUUUGUCUAGUUUAAUAAUGUUUAUUAAUCUAAACUUUGAUAUACCAAAAUUUAAUAUAUUAACGUAUUUAUGAUUCCAAAAAAUAAUUAUAAAUUAUUUUAUUACAUUCCCUAUUUAAUUUAUUUUAAUUUCUGCGUUUGAAUGGUAGUUAAAAAAUACAUUUAAAACUACCUAAAUAUGAUCAAAAAGUCGAUAUACGUAGACAAUGUACAAAUAAGUAAAUCAUAAAAAUAUCGGUUUUCAUUUUAAAUAAUUUUGAUCGAUACACAGAAAAUAAACGAGUUUCAAACUGAAUACUUAUUCGGAGUUAAUAAUUUUUUUCUUUUAGUCCAAGCAAAGAUAAUGUAGUUUCAAAUCUAACUUCGUAAGUAUUCUAAUGGACUCGUAAUUUCUAGUCUUGUACAGCUUGAUGCUAUGAUAUCGAGGAUGUACAAGUACUGGAAAUAAAAUAAUAUGUGUUUACUGUUUUUUUAGCGAAUGUCGGUAUAUUUUGGGUUUCUUGUCACAGUCACUUGAUCGUUUGAUAACACCCUUAAAAAUAAAUAUUAAAAACUCUCUCUUAUAAAUUCUAUUCCUAUUUGUUAACUUUCAUUUUCGUUCGAAAAGGAAGCGUACCUUUAUCAACAGGGUAUCAAAUUUCUUUCGCUUUAGAUAUUCCUUUUAAUAAAAUUGUGACAAUAUUGUAAAAAAAACCCUUCGCAAAUCUUUCUAAAAGGCUUCGAAAUUCUAAUAAAUUGUAACUUUUUUGUUGUAAAGUGAUAACUUUUUGUCGAUCGAUGUGUGAUUCGUUAUGUCUGAUUAAGAUAGAUAUGAUAAAAAUAUCUAUGUGACUGUUUGAAUUCCAUUUGAUUAUGUCUCUAGACUUUAGAAUUCAAGAAUUAAUAUUUAAUUAUGACUUAUGAGCAUUAUUAAUUCAUUUGAAGAACUUUAUAAUAAGCUGGAUGGAAUUAAUGCGUUUGAAAUUUUCGAAAGCAAUUCUUUGUCUUUCCGACUUGACGGUUAUACAAGACGGUUAGACUAUGUGGUCAAAUCAUAAUCUUUUUUUCAACACACUUCUAGUUUCUACCCCGUUUCAUAACUUGAUUGACAUUUUGUAGAGCACCAAAUGGAACUCACACACGAACGUAGCUAUAACAAUUAAGGAUAGCCGGUUACGGGCCAUGUAAAUAUUUGUACGAAUUAUGUUACGUGUAAGUUUAUAUUUAAAGUUAAGGAGAUGUAAAACACUUGCUGUGCAUACUGCCGUUUAUGGAUAAGAUCCAGUCAAGACUUUUAUUGUGAGAUUUCCUAAAAAUAAAAUGGAUCGUUGUGUAAA
Molecule: messenger RNA, 4012 nt
Organism: Manduca sexta (tobacco hornworm)
Lineage: Eukaryota; Metazoa; Arthropoda; Insecta; Lepidoptera; Sphingidae
Exons: 6
Coding region: 135-1007 (290 amino acids)
Source: RefSeq, a predicted model, not a curated record